Messenger RNA from Homo sapiens (human), 2917 nucleotides. It is a transcript of the gene ARHGAP9, whose product is annotated as Rho GTPase activating protein 9. NCBI's taxonomy places the organism in Eukaryota, Metazoa, Chordata, Mammalia, Primates, Hominidae. The coding region runs from base 417 to 2669 and encodes 750 amino acids. The record is from RefSeq and is marked reviewed. Gene Ontology annotation, biological process: signal transduction. The transcript has 21 exons.
GAAACUGCCAGCUGGAAGCAACAGAUGGGGACUGCAGAGGAGGUGGUGGUAUUGGGAUAGUGCUGCAGCCAAGAACUUAACGACUGAAAGUAACUGGGAUAUCUUCAUAAUUAUCUGAAGGUCACAGUGGGAGAACAAAAUUAAAAGAACUGAGAAGACUUACAAGAGAACCUCCUAAGAGUCACCCAAACAAUCGGCUGAGAAUGAGAAGAGGUUCAAGUGAUUCUUGUGCCUCAGGCUCCCAAGUAGCUGGGACUACAGUAGCUGGGCCAGCACACCCAGAAAGCCUCACAUUGUGCAGUGGAGAAGCUGAGAGAAGAGGAAAAGAGGAGUGGCCAGACUCCCACCACUACCCAGGACCAACUCCUGCUCCUGAAUCUUCUGAUGGGCCCCACAAGGUGACAGUGCUGGCUACAAUGCUAUCCAGCCGGUGGUGGCCAAGUUCCUGGGGGAUCCUAGGGCUGGGCCCCCGAAGCCCUCCUCGGGGAUCCCAGCUCUGUGCCCUCUAUGCCUUUACUUAUACUGGGGCAGAUGGCCAGCAGGUGUCUCUGGCUGAAGGGGAUAGGUUCCUACUGCUUCGAAAGACCAACUCCGACUGGUGGUUGGCAAGACGCCUAGAAGCUCCCUCCACCUCUCGACCCAUCUUCGUCCCAGCAGCCUAUAUGAUAGAGGAAUCCAUCCCUUCCCAGAGUCCAACUACCGUCAUCCCCGGCCAAUUGCUCUGGACUCCUGGGCCGAAGUUGUUUCAUGGUUCCCUGGAGGAGUUGUCUCAGGCCCUCCCAAGCAGGGCUCAGGCUAGCUCGGAGCAGCCUCCUCCACUUCCCCGCAAAAUGUGUAGGAGCGUCAGCACUGACAAUCUGAGCCCCAGCCUUCUGAAGCCUUUCCAGGAAGGACCAAGCGGAAGAUCCCUCUCCCAGGAAGACUUGCCGUCAGAAGCCAGUGCCAGCACAGCAGGCCCCCAGCCCCUCAUGUCAGAGCCCCCUGUGUACUGUAACCUGGUGGACCUUCGCCGCUGUCCUCGGUCCCCACCCCCAGGCCCUGCAUGCCCCCUGCUGCAGAGGCUGGAUGCCUGGGAGCAGCACCUGGACCCCAACUCUGGACGCUGCUUCUACAUAAAUUCACUGACUGGCUGCAAGUCCUGGAAGCCCCCGCGCCGCAGUCGCAGCGAGACGAACCCUGGCUCCAUGGAGGGGACACAGACCCUGAAGAGGAACAAUGAUGUCCUGCAACCUCAGGCAAAGGGCUUCAGAUCUGACACAGGGACCCCAGAACCGCUUGACCCACAGGGUUCACUCAGCCUCAGCCAACGCACCUCGCAGCUUGACCCUCCAGCCUUGCAGGCCCCUCGACCUCUGCCGCAGCUCCUGGACGACCCCCAUGAGGUGGAAAAGUCGGGUCUGCUCAACAUGACCAAGAUUGCCCAAGGGGGGCGCAAGCUCAGGAAGAACUGGGGCCCGUCUUGGGUGGUGUUAACGGGUAACAGCCUGGUGUUCUACCGAGAGCCACCGCCGACAGCGCCCUCCUCAGGCUGGGGACCAGCGGGUAGCCGGCCCGAAAGUAGCGUGGACCUGCGCGGGGCGGCCCUGGCGCACGGCCGCCACCUGUCCAGCCGCCGCAACGUCCUGCACAUCCGCACGAUCCCUGGCCACGAGUUCCUGCUGCAGUCGGACCACGAGACAGAGCUGCGAGCCUGGCACCGCGCGCUGCGGACUGUCAUCGAGCGGCUGGUUAGAUGGGUGGAGGCCCGGAGGGAGGCUCCGACCGGCCGGGACCAAGGGAGUGGGGAUCGGGAGAACCCCCUGGAGCUGCGUCUGUCGGGCUCUGGACCCGCGGAGCUGAGCGCCGGGGAGGACGAAGAAGAGGAGUCGGAGCUGGUGUCCAAGCCGCUGCUGCGCCUCAGCAGCCGCCGGAGCUCCAUUCGGGGGCCCGAAGGCACCGAGCAGAACCGCGUGCGCAACAAACUAAAGCGGCUCAUCGCGAAGAGACCGCCCUUACAAAGCCUGCAGGAGCGGGGUCUGCUCCGAGACCAGGUGUUCGGCUGCCAGUUGGAAUCACUCUGCCAGCGGGAAGGAGACACGGUGCCCAGCUUUUUGCGGCUCUGCAUUGCUGCUGUGGAUAAAAGAGGUCUAGAUGUGGAUGGCAUUUAUCGGGUGAGCGGGAACUUGGCAGUGGUCCAGAAGCUUCGCUUUCUGGUGGACAGAGAGCGUGCGGUCACCUCCGAUGGGAGGUAUGUGUUCCCAGAACAGCCAGGACAAGAAGGUCGGUUAGAUUUGGACAGUACUGAGUGGGAUGACAUUCAUGUGGUCACCGGAGCCCUGAAGCUUUUUCUCCGGGAGCUGCCCCAGCCUCUGGUGCCACCACUGCUGCUGCCCCAUUUCCGUGCUGCCCUUGCACUCUCCGAAUCAGAGCAGUGCCUCUCUCAGAUACAAGAAUUAAUAGGCUCAAUGCCAAAGCCCAACCAUGACACUCUACGGUACCUCCUGGAGCAUUUAUGCAGGGUGAUAGCACACUCAGAUAAGAAUCGCAUGACACCCCACAACCUGGGAAUUGUGUUUGGACCAACCCUGUUUCGGCCAGAGCAGGAGACAUCUGACCCAGCAGCCCAUGCUCUCUACCCAGGGCAGCUGGUCCAGCUGAUGCUCACCAACUUCACCAGCCUCUUCCCCUGAUGCAGGGAAGGAAGAAGAGAAAACAUAUUUCCGGUCAUCUCUGGUGGUGAGAGGCUGGUGUUCUGUUUUGAGGAUAUCCCUUUAAAUCUCCCAAAUGACUGUCUCUAUCUUCAUGAGUGUGACUUGAGGUGUUGGGAUGGGUGAGGGAGCUUCUCUAAAGAGGAAAGUGAGUGGAUUAACCCCUGCUUCUCUUCUUGUUCCCUGUUAUCAUUCCUCCCCAACAUAAUAAUACAUAAAGUGGCAUGGUA